AUGCCAACUACCCCUGGCGCAGGUAACCUCCACAGUGCGACGCAUGAAAUCGAAGAUAUUAAGGCCACGGUUAUUAGAAAAGCAAUCGUCAGUCACUUAGACUGUCCGAGCGCAAUGAAGGUUGUUGAAAAACCUCAGAUCUCUCAUGCCGUUCAUUUUGCCUGUCAUGGUAUCUCAAAUAGUGAACGUCCCUCCGACAGUCAUCUAAUCCUCCGAAAAGAUGAUGGGACAGAUCUGGGGACACAGGAUAGGUUAACUGUUACGGACAUAUCAAAAGCAAAGCUCCAAAAUGCUCAAAUUGCAUAUCCCUCUGCCUGUUCGACUGCAGAGAACUCUUCCAUCAAGCUUUCAGAUGAAAACAUCUACAUUGCUAGCGGUUUUCAGCUCGCAGGUUUUAGUCAUGUUCUCGCAACUCAAUGGGAGUCGAAAGAUACUGCUUGUCGACAGGUUGCAAGAGAUUUCUAUCGAUUUUUAUUCAGUGACCAGCUUGGUGGAUCCGGGGGUGGUGAGAGUGAGGACAGUCAUCGAAAGGUCAGCGCUGCACUUCAUAGCGCUGUGAAAAAGCUACGAGCUCAGAAUCUCGCGCAACCUCUCAAAUGGGCACCUUUUAUCCACACCGAGGCCUAG
This is a messenger RNA of Morchella importuna, 627 nucleotides long. RefSeq lists its product as uncharacterized. Lineage: Eukaryota; Fungi; Ascomycota; Pezizomycetes; Pezizales; Morchellaceae. The transcript has a single exon. The coding region runs from base 1 to 627 and encodes 208 amino acids. The record is from RefSeq and is a predicted model, not a curated record.